Thalassophryne amazonica is the source of this 1803-nucleotide messenger RNA. It is a transcript of the gene qtrt2, whose product is annotated as queuine tRNA-ribosyltransferase accessory subunit 2. Gene Ontology annotation, molecular function: tRNA-guanosine(34) queuine transglycosylase activity. The record is from RefSeq and is a predicted model, not a curated record. The transcript has 9 exons. The coding region runs from base 145 to 1419 and encodes 424 amino acids. NCBI's taxonomy places the organism in Eukaryota, Metazoa, Chordata, Actinopteri, Batrachoidiformes, Batrachoididae.
AAUAGAAAUUUACGAGAAAGCAAUAUUACGCAUCGUGCUAAGAAAAAUAAAUUAAUAAUAUAGUUUUCCAAGUGUCGCCGCUGAUGACGACAUCAUCCCGCGACUCGUAGUUCUACUCGAUUUUCUUUUAAAAUAGUUGACAGUAUGGCUGCUGGCAGGAUUAAGAUGGAGCUCACCCAUGUGGUUCAGGGAAGAAGUCGUCUGGGUGUCCUGAAGGGGCUCGGCAGGACGGGCCAGUAUUCUGUGGAAGUACCGGGAUGUUUAUUGUACACACGCUGCGGCACAGUGCCUCACCUCACCCACGACACGCUGUACACCCUUACCCACCUCCCUUCCGUCACCCAGGUCACUCUGUCCACACUAGCAGAGCACCAAGAGGCGUUGGAAGAGUUUAAAAAGGGAUUCAAGAAGUUUGCAGGGCUUCAUGAUACGGUGUUGUACUGCUCACUUCACGACCCUGCUACCCCUUACCCAACAGGUUACGCUACCAGCAAGACUGUGUCGGUGUGGGGAAGCGGUGGGCGGAUAGAGCUGACAAUGGACAAGUUCAUGGCUUUACAAAAGACAGUGCAGCCAGACUGGUACCACAGCAUGGCAGAUGGAGAAACAUGGCAGAACAGCGCUUCUCGUAAAAGGGUUAGAAAGUCAGUGGACCGCACUCUUGCCCAUUUGGAUGAGUGUCUGUUGAUGCACCAUAAAUCACAGGAGUUGGAGGGAGUGGAGGUGUUCGGGGUAGUGGAGGGAGGAGACAUCUUGGAAGAGAGGGUGCGCUCAGCCAGAGAGACAGCCAAAAGGCCUGUGGCAGGAUUCUGUUUGGACGGCUUCCAGAUGGGCUCCAUGGAUCAGGUCCUGAAGACCGAGCUCAUCACUGCUGUGAUCAAGGAACUGCCCGAAGACAAACCCAGGUUGCUGCAGGGUGUGGGCUGGCCUGAUGAGGUUCUGGCAUGUGUGGAUGCUGGAGUCGACCUGUUUGAGAGUUUCAUCCCUUUCCAGGUGACAGAGCGAGGCUGCGCUCUUUGCUUCAGCUUUGACAUCUCUACGGACCCAGAGCGCGCAGUGCUGGCAUUGAACAUAGGGAGUGACUCAGCAGACAACACAGAGAAGAACAGAGAGCUUAACCAUAGAAAAACACAGAUGACAGCCUUUGAGAUGAAUUUAAAAGACAAGAGAUACCAAGAUGACUUUAGGCCCCUGGUGGAUGGGUGUUGCUGUUACUGCUGUAAGAACCACCACAGAGCGUAUCUACAUCACCUGCUGGUGACCAAUGAACUCCUGGCUGGAGUCCUGCUGAUGAUCCACAACACAGCCCACUACCAUGGUUUUUUUGGCUCCCUGAGAGAAGCUCUAGCCAACAAUAAACUAGACCUGCUCAAGAGACAAAUAUUUAUGCAGAGAAGUGGGGAGACAGAAGAGAAAUAAAAUGGGAAAGAGGAAUUAACGUAGGGGGUGGUGUGACGGUUUACUCAUCCCCCAAAGAGUCAGUGGACCAGGUUGGCAUAAGAACUGUUUUGUCCUGUUAAAGCCAGGCAGACGAUGAAUGAAGAUACUACACAGACCAAAAGAGACUAAACUCAUGCCUUGUAAGACCAGUCACAGGUAAAGAAUGAAGAGCAAACUUUUCCCAUGUUUAUGCUUUGCACAUUUGUCCUGUUUCCAUCAAUACCACUCUGUUCAGCUUGUGUAAGUGUCACUCAGGGUUUAGUGACUGAUGAGGGUAAGGAGCUGAAGAAGGUCACAACAAAGGAAAUGCCCAGAAAGGCAAUAAAAAGUGAAGAUUAAAGGUGGUGGAUUGGUGAUGACUGA